This is a messenger RNA of Coffea eugenioides, 2004 nucleotides long. Its product is annotated as beta-glucosidase 18-like. The record is from RefSeq and is a predicted model, not a curated record. Gene Ontology annotation, molecular function: beta-glucosidase activity. The transcript is spliced from 12 exons. Gene Ontology annotation, biological process: carbohydrate metabolic process. Lineage: Eukaryota; Viridiplantae; Streptophyta; Magnoliopsida; Gentianales; Rubiaceae. The coding region runs from base 138 to 1799 and encodes 553 amino acids.
GUUCUUUUUUUUUUUUUUUGGUCAAACUCCUUUUGGUUCAUACUCCCUAAAAGAAUUGAUUGAUUUACUCAUAACUCAAAAACAUCAAUGUAUAUAAAAGUAGUGAUUUGCAAUACACAGAAACGAAAAAGUAAAUCAUGAAAGUCAGCUCUGCGUUGUCCUCACUCGUCUUUCUGCUGCUACUACUACUCACGUCUGUGCUGGAUUUUGUUCCAAAUAUCAUUGUUGAAGGAGGGGAAGAGAAUGCAGAACAAGCAGAAGAUGUCGAAAGGUCACAAUUCCCAGAUGGGUUUCUCUUUGGUGUUGCCACUUCUUCCUAUCAAGUUGAGGGUGCAGUUCAUGAAGAUGGUAGGAGUCUCAGUAACUGGGAUGUUUUUGCCCAUACCAAAGGCAAUAUAGAGAACGGAGAUAAUGCAGAUAUAGCUGACGACCAUUACCAUCGUUGCUUGGAAGACAUUGAGAUUAUGCAUUCUCUUGGGGUGGAUUCUUACCGUUUCUCAGUUUCAUGGGAAAGAAUUCUGCCAAGAGGGAAAUUUGGUGAUGUUAACCCUGCUGGAAUCUUGUUCUACAACAAAAUAAUUGACAAUCUGUUGCUUAGAGGCAUUGAGCCAUUCUUGACAAUACACCAUCAUGACCUUCCCCAAGAGCUUAUGGACAGAUAUGGGGGUUGGCUUAGCCCUCUGAUCCAGGAAGACUUUGUCCGUCUUGCUGAGGCAUGUUUCAAGCAUUUUGGUGAUCGGGUAAGGUACUGGAUCACCAUCAAUGAACCGAACUUGGUCUCAGAAUUUGCCUAUGAGAGGGGAAAAUAUCCUCCAGCUCGUUGCUCGCCUCCUUUCGGCAACUGUUCUGCUGGUAAUUCAGAUGUUGAGCCGCUGAUCGUAAUGCACCACAUGUUACUGGCACAUGCCAAGGCUGUCAAGCUAUACCGUGAGCAGUUUCAGCCCAAACAAGGUGGGACUAUAGGGCUUGUUGUAAGCACACAUAUGUACGAACCAUUAACUGAUGACGAGCUUGACAGAGAAGCAGCAAGUAGGGGUUUGGCCUUCUAUGUGGGUUGGAGUUUUGAUCCUGUAGUUUUUGGUGAUUAUCCUCCGGAAAUGCGUCGCUACCAUGGGAGUGAACUACCAACAUUCACAUCAGACGAGAGACAACUCAUGAGAGAUAGUACUGACUUCCUCGGACUAAAUCAUUAUGUAACUCUAUAUGCUAAGGAUUGCAUCCAUUCUAGUUGUACCUGUUUUGUUCCAAGCUGUUUCCCGGGUGGAGACCGCGCUAUUCGAGGCUUUGUGUCUACCACUGGAUUCCGGGAUGGUGUUGCAAUAGGGGAACCGACUGGGAAUCCUCGAUUUUUUGUUGUUCCAAGAGGAAUGGAAGAAGUUGUGGACUACAUUAAGGAGAGAUACCAUAACAAGCCUAUGUUUAUCACUGAGAACGGUUAUGCUUCACCAAAAGGCCAGCAAGUUGUUGAUUUGCAGCACGACAUCAAGCGUGUAGCGUAUCAUAAAUCAUACCUUUCAGCCUUGGCUCGAGCAAUCAGAAAUGGAGCUGAUGUGCGCGGCUAUUUCAUAUGGAGUUUGAUAGACAAUUUCGAGUGGACAGAUGGUUAUGACAUAAAAUUUGGGCUUUAUGCCGUAGAUCGUGUCACGAUGGAUCGAAUUCCGAAGUCCUCUGCUAAAUGGUAUCGAGAUUUCCUCCACAACAUUAGCUUCAAUCAUCAGGAGCCAAGAAUUGCAAUUCCAUUUAGUAGUGCCGAUGGCUUUCUGCCCAAUAUAAAGAAUGGUACUGCAGAAAUGGCAUGAUUCCAUCUUUGGAGUCAUCUUAGCCAGUAUCCUUUUAUCUGAUCUUAUGGUUGUUCUGAGUUCGUGUUCCUUCAAUAAUUAAACUGAUUUCUAUAAUCUUAGCAUUAAAUUUAUGUCAAGCAAAAAGGAAGGAAACAGGAUAUAAGCGAGAGUUCUAGACGUAUGAUACAUAUAUAAAAUUUAUAUUUGAGAUUUAAGUUUUGCA